Messenger RNA from Malus domestica (apple), 2490 nucleotides. RefSeq lists its product as uncharacterized. NCBI's taxonomy places the organism in Eukaryota, Viridiplantae, Streptophyta, Magnoliopsida, Rosales, Rosaceae. The record is from RefSeq and is a predicted model, not a curated record.
CUUUGUGAAAUGGGACUUCACUUUUGUUUUUUUUAAGUAGCAACCCACGAGGGAUGUGCAGUACAAGGUAAAUAGGACUUUGUCAUUUCCUUGAUUUGAAGAUGGGAUUCAUGCCAUAUGGACUGAAAAGGCAUUUAAACAGCCUUUUAUUUUUGGUUGGUUGAACACUUCUGAGGUAUCUUUAGCCUGCUCUUUUUUUUUUUAGAGUUUUAACUCUUAUUUCAAAUAAACGGUACACUGAAGACUGAAGACAAUGACACAUAUUCAUCUGCCAUUGCUUUUAUCCAUGUGAUGCUUCUUUCCAUCCUUUUUUAUUUCUUGGACAAAAGAGUAAUGCUUCCGUCUCUUUGUUUGUCUUCUAAUGCAUGGAUGAACAUGUCUUCUUUUCUUUUGAAUUUUAAACUCUUUCCUUUACUUUUGGCUUGUAGCUUUUGUCUACAUGCUUUUGAUUAACAUUCCAAGUUCACAAAACCCAUAAUUUAGAUAAGGAGCCGUGACUUUUCUUUGUUCUCCACGUGGGCAGCUUUCCCACUUAACUUGGAGAGAUUUUGUUUUGCAGCAAGCUUCUUUCUUCUUCUAUUUGAAGACUUCCCAUUUUCUAAGUCCCAAAUAGAGCUUCAAGUGGUGGUGUUUGAAAAGGAAAACCAUAUUUUAGCUUUCCAUUUAUUUUGAAUUGCAUGGAAGACAACUGCCCAUUUUUAAGUGACCACAUGCAUGGUUUAGAAGACAAAUUUCUUUCUCUUCUUCUCUACUGUAGCUUUCCUUUGCAGAUUUUGCAAUCUCCAUUUUUCCCUUAUCUUUCGAAUUCCUAGCACGAAAAGCUUUGGGUGGAACUCUUGUAUCCCAUGUCUUUUCCUUUAAUAAUCAAAGCCUAGUGCAUUUAGGGUGAGACCUAGACUCCCACGUGAUGAACAACUUUUCUUUCUUUUAUUUGCCUUCCUUUACUUUGUCUUGAAACCCAUCUCAUUUUGUCUUCAUGCCCGUCACUUUGUUGUCAACUUUUAUCCUUGCACAGCAGCACAACAAGUCUUUGCUUCCAUAUGGAAAUAAGUCUUUACUUUUCCUUUGCAAACCAUCUAGAUGCCUGAGGAACCCUUUGUGUUCUCUCUUCCGUUAGUGACCUGAGAGCAAUCUUCAUUCCCGCUGGUGCUUGAAGUCGGCGUCAUUCUAGCACCCUUUGUAACGUAGGAAGACUUCGACUGAUUUCGUUGCCGCCGGUCCAUGCUUCUUGUUGCUUUUCCAUGUCCGUGUUUGUUGCUGCAGUUUUCGACAUCUUCAACGUUGAGAAGACAGAGCAUGGCGUCGGGACUCUCACGGAGCUUUCAGGUUUGAUUGGAACUUCAUGGGGUGGUUUAGACCACCCCGAAGAAAUUCAUGGGACUAACUGCAGCGGCACGAAGCACUUAGAUUUGAUUGGAACUUCACGGGAUGGUUUAAACCAACCCGAAGAAAUUCAUGGGAUUGACGGCAGCGGCACGGACGAACUUGCUGGGCAUAGAAGUCACUGCAUGGCCGCUGUUGGUGGCAGAGACGAUGGUUUCUUUACUGCUAUUGGCGAAGAAGACGGCAAAUGUCUCCGUUGGUGGAGAAGAAGAAGAAGCGAGGACAGAAAAUGGGGGAGCCGCUGAUUUUGUAUGUUUCUUCCCUCUUUUGUAGGGAAAUGCAUAUUUUAUUUAUUUAUGGAUGUAUGUAAAGCCCAUCCUCAUUUUUGUUGGGCUGGAUUACAUCUUGUUUUGCCUUGUAGUUUGACCCAAUCUGUAUGGACCUUAUUUUUUAUAUGUCAUGUAUUUUUUUUGUUCAACAUGCACUUUUCGGUAUGAAGUUGUGGACCGUAUUAAAAUGAUCUCAUUUUGAAGAGUUCUUCAAAGUGUUGAUUGUGGUUUUGCAGUUUGUUAGGCGUCUGCCCUGCUGCACUGCAGGGUCAGAUAGAGAGGCAGUGAGAGAAAAGAUGAUGAUGAUCUUUUGAGAUUCGAUUUGGAGGCCUUGAUGGGAGAGUUUGAUCUCCUGUCUGAUCCUGCUGCUGCUGCUGCGGCCUCUGUUGCAGAUGAGAUCGAGACGGGAAUAAGAACAACAGAUGAAUGAGAUGAUUAUGAGGACUUGAUUGCGAAUAUCUUUGAUCGUAUUGGAGGAGAGAUGAUGCGUAGUGAGUACCCUAAUCUAGAUCAUGCACAACAACCUGCUGCACCUGAUGACAACUGCUCAUCACCAUCAUCGUUGUCAUCGUCAUGAUCUUGAAGCGGAGCAGGAUGAGGACUUGUGUCAAUUUUGUCUAGCUGGUGGUUUUCUUCUGUAUUUUUGUCAAUCCCGAGGAAAUCUAUAGACAACAUGUAAUCUUUUCUUCGGUAUAUAAUGCGUGGAGGAAGGCCAAAGCACCUACCUUUUACGGUUCCUCACUCUCAAAGUUAGUUUGUACAACAUUGUUUGAUUAAUUUGUUGAAAAAGGUACGUGUAAUUAUUGGUUGUUUAUUUUAGUGACUCGUUUUUACAUCA